AUGGAAUUUGAAGACAUAAAUGGGACUGCCACUUUACCCAGCCCGGCUAAGGCAAAAGACCCCGAAGGGUCUGACGGUUCCGAAGGCUCCGAAGGUUCUGAAGAUUUCGACUACGAGCUCAAUUAUAGCAAGGAUAUUACCGCCCCAGAAGAUGCCUAUUUUGAGGCUAUAGAAAGACGUCCAAUCCCUGUCGACAUUCAUGAACUUGGCAUCCAACUGAAUUCGAAAAGGAGAACGACUGCACAGGAGCCAACUCGUGGAGCCAGCACAGCUUGGAUUGACAUUGAUGAUAGUGGUACCUAUGAUCCAAAAAACGAACGUGCCACCCGUCCGAGGCCGGCUAAGAAAGCUAGAAUUUCACGAGAUGUCGAAGAAGACAACGUGCCGAAAACGCCAAGAUUGUACCGGCGAGUGGGUUAUAGCUUUCCUAUGACAUUCAAGUUCACACACGAGAAAUCGUUGGAAUAUCUAAGGUCUAUCAGUCCAGGUCCUUCGCUACCCAGCUAUCCUUGUAGCAGUUUCUCAGAAUCUGUCGAUCGCGAAGAUAAUGAUUCUAGCUACGGUUCAUCCAGAAGCCGCAGAAAAAUAAAGGCAUCGCAAAGCCCAAAUACUUCGGUAGCAAGGUCGGACGGUCUUACUAUAGAUCACCUAACAGAAGGUCAUCCACAACGUCGUGGCUGUAAAGGUUGCUUUAAUAUCGGCGACGACCACUGCUCCCUCAUCGAAUUCGACGAUGUGUAUCCGUGUACUGCAUGUGAGGACACUGGCAUUGACUGCGAGCUCAUAAUCCCUCCUAAUAAUGACUCUGCCACACCUAAAACUUCCAAGCAGAUGAAGAAGCAGCCAUCUCGCAGAGCAGAAGUCCCAGUUAAAAAGAAUCUUCAAGUCCCACCAGAUACUUCAAGUUCCCUAAGAUGCCAGACAAAGCACCCAAAAGCUAGUAGCAAAUGUUCCUCACUCGAGCAAAUCCCCAGCAGCUCUGCAAUCCCCCACAAAAGAAUCAAGACAUGUUUCGCCCACCCCAUCCAAUUCAACUACGUUCCUGACCCUGAAGGCAGACACCCCUGUUCCUGGUGCGACAUGCCCUUCUUUGGUCUCUGGGGCCAUGGUGAAGUAGAGGUCGAGGUCAUACCAUACGGCGGCUCGAUUGGCAACGAGGAAGUAGAAGGCGGGCAUUACGCAGCCGGCAAAGAGAGUACCAAGAUGUGCAUCACUUGCACAUUCUCCCGGCUCAGAAUCACGACCUGUGACGGGCAUAUCAUCCAGAAAAUAAAGGGCCUGGAUGUUCGGAGCUUUGAUACUAAUGAACUGAAGAAAAGUUUCAAAGCACUCACUGAUGGGGAUAACAAAGGGGGCGAGCUGGCUAGCAAGACGAAAUGGUGCAAUGUCUGCGUGGCAGUUGCAGAAUACAGAUGCUACACUCCGCCGCCUUUUGAUGAGGAAGGUAACCCUGUCCCGGAAGGAGACACCGCAAAAGGAUGCGGACUGUUCUUAUGCUUUACUUGCUACGAUACCGUCGAGCGUAUCGAGCGCAGUCGGGGCAACGCGAGAAUAAUCCUCAUGGAUACACUGGUGAGGCUACGCAAAGAGGAGCUGUGGAAACAUAAUCGGUCCAUGAGUGCCGAAGGUGGAGAUUGGGUCAGGGCCGAUGCCGAGUUCUUGACUUCGAAAGGCGAGUUGAUGGUUCGCAUGAGGCAGGCAGAGGAUAAGGGCUCCUCGGCGGGGAUGGGCAGACCCGGUGACAUGAGAGGUUCUGCCCCCGAUAGAAAGGGAGAGGAGAAAGAUAUGUCUGAGAUACAGCCUCGCAAGAGCAAUAGCGGCAAGCGCAAAGCAAAACUAGGCAAUUCCAAAUCUCACCCUCAACUUCCGGCAGGGCGAAAAGGCAAGGGCAAAGUCAAGCAACAUCCCUCUCCACCCGGCGGCGAACCCUCGUUGAAAAAGAAAAAGACCAACACCAAAUCGAAAAACCAACUCCCUCCCGUUGGAGUUGGAAAGGAAGGAAAUGGCGGCGAAAUGACUUGA
Venustampulla echinocandica is the source of this 2022-nucleotide messenger RNA. RefSeq lists its product as uncharacterized. Lineage: Eukaryota; Fungi; Ascomycota; Leotiomycetes; Helotiales; Pleuroascaceae. The transcript is spliced from 2 exons. The record is from RefSeq and is a predicted model, not a curated record. Bases 1 to 2022 code for a protein of 673 amino acids.